Molecule: messenger RNA, 2135 nt
Organism: Schistosoma haematobium
Lineage: Eukaryota; Metazoa; Platyhelminthes; Trematoda; Strigeidida; Schistosomatidae
Exons: 7
Coding region: 289-1641 (450 amino acids)
Source: RefSeq, a predicted model, not a curated record
AGAAAUUCAUUUCAUGAACUGGAAUCUUUAAAGACCCCAUUUGUGAAUUCACUUUUUGAAGUUAUUUUAGAAGAACAUCUGUCAACCACAAAGUACAUAGUUACUUAUAAGAAGGCUCUAGAAUGGUUCAAGUAUUUUUGGACAAAAACCUUUAUGUCAAAAAUUCCCUAUGUUUGUAAUAUUUUAAUGAGAGCAGUUGGUGGGACAAUGUAAGUUAUCCAAUGGAUGUGAAAUGCCUCUGAAUUUAACUCUACAAAAGAACCCAGUGACUUAUGAACUUAUAUUAAAAUGUAUCGACUAGAAUCUGUUAUUGGAUUGACAGAAAGUGGUAAUGAACAAUUAAAUUUAUUUGAAUAUCAAAUUUGUCAAACAAUACAAGAGACUAAACAAUACAAUUCUCAAUCAAUAGAUAGAACAUUAUUAGCUAUAAGUAUGUAUCUUUUAGCUAAAAUAAGACUGCUACAGAUGAAUACAAAAGAACAUGAAUUUCUAAUGUUUCAGGCUAUAAGUGAAUGUAUGGCAGAUCAAGGUGAAUAUCAUCCUUUGAUAGCUGAAUGGCUAGUAAUUUUAGCACUAUCUUUACAAAAACCACUUAAUGGUCAUAAUAAUGAAUUAGAUGAAAUAAAUUUUCUUCGAAUGAAGUUUGGAAGAACUCGUGCACAAGAAUGUCUGCGAUGGAGUUUAGAUAUAAUGACAUAUAACCAAGAAAUUUUGAUAAGACAAGUUAUUCCUCCACCAACAUCUGUACUUUCGACUUUCAACCAACACAUUCAUACAAAAUUACAUAGAAGUAUUCUAUUACGUUCACCUCGAUAUUUGAUAAUACCGCAGAUUCAGCCUUCAUUAUCAUCACCAUUUUUAUCCAAAACUUCCAGAAGCACAAGCUAUAAUCUUAAUAAUUCUACUGAUAGAAAAGUAUCAAAUCUAUCAAGUAAUCGUACAGACAUCACAUUAAAUUUAAAUAAUCAACAUUUAUUCAGUAAUCCGUAUGUAUAUCAAACACUUCCAGCAGAAAUAUGUUUACAGUUGGUUGUCUGUUUGUUAAAAGAUAAACGUCAGAUAAGUUUGCAAGAAGCUAUUACACGUGCUGCAUAUGUUCUGCAUGAAAGGAGUUUGUUUUUAGGUGUUGAUCAUCCAGCUACUAUUCAGAUAUCUAAAAUUUUAGAUCAUAUAGAGCAUUAUCUUACCCAUGGUUGGACAUCUAAGGAAAUACAUAAGAAAGAUAUAAAACAUCUACCCCUAAAGUUGACUAAAUCAAAGCUUCUAAAUGAUCGCAAGUCAGGAUAUUUGUUCUCUACAAAUCAAUCACAUGAUGAAUUAUUUGGACGGAAUCAAUCAAGACAACAUACUAGACUGUCAUCAAGAAAUUCCUUAUUCGAUGAACAGCUGUCAAAAGAUGUACCAACAAGAGCUACUAGUCGAACUGAACUACCUUCAACACGAUCUGAUCGUAAACAAUUGAAAAUAAAUAAUACAUUCAAAAUUUCAGGAUAUGAUUCUAGUUUAAAAAAUUUAGGUAAAAUUCAUUAUUUUUUAUCAAAGAAAAUAAACCAAUCAAGUAAUACACGAAAGUAUACAAAUUUAAGUAUUUAUUGUAGACAAACAGAAAAACCUUUGAUUGUUCAAAAUAACAGAAUAUGAUGAAAUCGGAGAAGAUCAAUAUUCGGCAUCAGUACGUCAACUGUUUUGCAACAAUUUUUUGGACAAACAAAAGUUAUUAUUCUUGCAGUGUCCGUAUGUCUCUAUGCACAGAAGUGAAAGUUCAACGUUUAUUUGAGUAUUUCAGUAAAUAUGAAUGUUUACUUUUUUUGUGGUGAAAAAUGUAAUAGAUCAUUACAUUCAUUUCACUGAAAUAAACUUUAGUGAUAAAUCCAUGCUUCUUUUCAAAUAAUCUUCGGAUGGUUGUUAAAGAACAUCAUGAAUUGAAUAACAAACUACUAAACAUUGUAUUUUAAUUAGGAAUAAUCAUAUAUAUGUCAUUUUAUUUAAAAAGCUUAGUUGGAUGAAAGCUUCAUGUAAAUAGUCUUCCACAAUAGGUUCAACUCAUCCUUCGUGACCCUAACAAUAGAAUGGACACCCAGUAUUAGAAUUCUUAGUUGAGCGUACCCGUUAACCUACACAAUAUCAAACUCAAU